GGGCGGGCCGGGCGGCCGCGGGCCCGGGGAAGGCGCUGGGUGACGAGCCGCGGUCCCGGCGGUUGAGGGUUCCGGCUUGUGUGCGGGGAUGAGCGGGUCUCUGGGCCGCGCGGCGGCGGCUCUGCUCCGCUGGGGACGCGGCGCGGACGGCCUGCGGCGUUGGAGCGUGCGGGCGGCGGGCUCGGCCGCGGGCGGCGGCUCGGCGGAGCAGCUGGACGCGCUGGUGAAGAAGGAUAAGGUGGUGGUCUUCCUGAAGGGGACGCCGGAGCAGCCCCAGUGCGGCUUCAGCAACGCCGUGGUGCAGAUCCUGCGGCUGCACGGCGUGCGGGACUACGCGGCCUACAACGUGCUGGACGACCCCCAGCUCCGGCNAGGCAUCAAGGACUACUCCAACUGGCCCACCAUCCCGCAGGUGUUCCUCAACGGCGAGUUCGUGGGGGGCUGUGACAUCCUCCUGCAGAUGCACCAGAACGGGGACCUGGUGGAAGAACUGAAAAAGCUGGGGAUCCACUCUGCCCUUCUAGAUGAAAAGAAAGACCAAGACUCAAAGUGAGGGUGCCCGGGCCCCUGGAGCCGCCUGCUAAGCUGCAGGAGGGGCCCCGCAGGCCGCCCUGCCCAGGGCCCUGCCGCACCGACUGUCCGUUUGCCCUGGCUGGGUGAUUUCCGUGUGUCUGGUGUUCAGCCUCAGAAGAUUCCAUUGCGGACUUUGCUACUGUAACCACUGCACUCUGGUGAUCCAGUGUUGGGCCAUGACGAGGCAAACUUGUCACUUGCUCUCGAGGCAAACUUGUCACUUGCUCUUUGCCUGAUUCAGGAGUAAAACCAGGUACUUUGAGUCAUUCGCCUCCGCGACUCCCCUGCUGUUGCGCAGUCUGCAAAGAAGGGCCCCCCUCGACCUCUCAAAUAUUUGUAACUUGUUUUUUCUGUUAAAAAUCAUAAACAAGGGAGAAAAUGUAGCAACUGAGGUGUGUCUUUUAAAAUAAAAUGUCAACACAA
Messenger RNA from Condylura cristata (star-nosed mole), 996 nucleotides. It is a transcript of the gene GLRX5, whose product is annotated as glutaredoxin 5. Bases 89 to 553 code for a protein of 154 amino acids. The record is from RefSeq and is a predicted model, not a curated record. The transcript is spliced from 2 exons. NCBI's taxonomy places the organism in Eukaryota, Metazoa, Chordata, Mammalia, Eulipotyphla, Talpidae.